AUGUACUUAGAGGGAGCAUGGGGAGUGAUUGAUAAUUUUUCUUUAGUCGAUGACAAGAGAGAAGAUGCACUGGAAACUGGUGGUCUUGAUCUAGUGAUUGUUCCUGGACUGGGAUUUACUGAAGAUGGUAAAAGGCUAGGCCAGGGAAAGGGCUAUUAUGAUAGAUUUCUGCCUAGAUGCUCUGAGAAAGUAACCACUACCAUUGCUCUUGCAUUCAACGUUCAAAGAUGUAGCAAAAUACCAACUGAACCAAGUGAUGUAUUAAUCCAUCAUGUAAUAUUCUCCACAUGAGGACUUAUUCAUAUUUUUACAAAUUAAUAUUACUUCAUUAUGAUAUUGUUCACAAA
This is a messenger RNA of Amphimedon queenslandica, 347 nucleotides long. RefSeq names its product 5-formyltetrahydrofolate cyclo-ligase-like. The coding region runs from base 1 to 291 and encodes 96 amino acids. Gene Ontology annotation, cellular component: mitochondrion. The record is from RefSeq and is a predicted model, not a curated record. The transcript has 4 exons. NCBI's taxonomy places the organism in Eukaryota, Metazoa, Porifera, Demospongiae, Haplosclerida, Niphatidae. Gene Ontology annotation, biological process: tetrahydrofolate interconversion; folic acid-containing compound biosynthetic process. Gene Ontology annotation, molecular function: 5-formyltetrahydrofolate cyclo-ligase activity.